Molecule: messenger RNA, 8658 nt
Organism: Hydra vulgaris (swiftwater hydra)
Lineage: Eukaryota; Metazoa; Cnidaria; Hydrozoa; Anthoathecata; Hydridae
Product: polycystin-1-related protein
Biological process (GO): calcium ion transport
Cellular component (GO): plasma membrane
Molecular function (GO): protein binding; monoatomic cation channel activity
Source: RefSeq, a predicted model, not a curated record
AUAUGUCGCAUUUUUUAUUAUAAGUGACAAUUAAAAUAAAAAUAUAAAAAAGUGACAUUUAUUAUAAAUUAUUGUUAUUCUUUUUGAGAUUAUAUAUUUGGACUAAGUUUUUUGCCACAAAAGUACAGAUAAAAUGGUCUAAUUAUGGCUUACUGCAAAGUCAUAAUUAUUUCAGCUAUCUUUUUUGCUUUUAUAAACAUUGGUUUAUCAAAUGCAGAUAGUUUAUGGAAAUUUAUUAAAAAGAUUGAUUUAAACGAAGAAAAUUGUUUCUUCAAGUAUGUAUCUAACUUUACCAUACAAGAUGUAAAUCAAUCGAUAUGUAAUUGUUCAAAUGUUUGUCUACAAAAAGGUUAUCUUCAUUUUGUUUCCAUCAAUGACUUAUGUUUCUGUACAAAUAGGAGUGAUUAUUUAAGGAGAUGCAGUUGUCCCAAAAAUUUAAACUGCAGUUUGUAUAAUACAGAUGGCUGUUGCCUCAGUUACUUUAAAAUAAAAUCUUCUAUAUUGGAAAUGGGCAAAAAUGCAUCUAUAUUUUGCAGUACAUGUAAUAAUUAUGAAUAUGAUAGUAUAAACUUUACUAGUAAUCAUCGUAGUUUUCAUUUCACCAGAAAUGUACAAGAGAAAAACAGUUUUGAGUUUGUUGUCAACACUCAGUACAAAAAUGAAAGUUUUUACUUGUGUUUAACUGCAUUUGACAUCCAAUCAAAUAUGCUUCAUCAAUGUUGGUUUUUUUAUGUAUAUCCAUCUCCAAUUAUUUUGUUAAAAAUAGAAAAUGUUACAGAUAUGGCAAAUGGAAGUGUAGCUGUUCAAACUAAUUCAUGUUUUUCUCUCAAUUUUACCAUUAAUGGUAAUUUUUCAGUUUUGUUGUUUAACAUUAGUAACGGAUUUUCAAAAGAAAUUCAAUUUAAACUUCCAUCACAUAAAUGUCACACUGUUAUUGGUUCUACUUUUUUUUCUUAUCCUGGCGUUUAUUCAAUGACAAUUACUGCAAAAAGUUCAGAUUUUUUGCAAACCCAUGUUCAACAUAUAUCAGACUUGUUUGUUGUUCAAGAUGAAAUUCAAUAUGUUUGUUUGGAAUCUACAUAUGGAUUCUUAGGCAUGGUUUCAUCAUUUAAAGCAAAGAUUUAUGGUUCUCAUUCCAAUAUUAAAUUUGAAUGGUAUUUUCGAGAAGAAAACACAACAAUAUUUACAGAUACACCUGAGUGUCAAUACAAUAUAUCAUAUAAUGCAUCUUUUUUGUUCCCUGUACAACUCACUGCUCGUAACUUUGUCAGUAGUAGAACUACUGAAUAUGAUGUCAUAAUUGUUCCUUACAUAAAAGAAGUCAUAAUAACUCCAAACAAGAAUCCUGUUCUUGAAGAGGAUCAUGUCAACUUUACUGUUAUAAUAAAUAAACCAAUCACUUUGUGGCAUCCAAAAUUCUCUUAUUUAUGGACAUUUCAAAUAGACUCUCAUAUAAAUACCCACAAAAGCAACUUGCUAGAUUUUAUAGCACCGUCUUCUGGAGUAAUGUUUGUUACAUUGUCUGUCACUAGUGAUCUACUAACUGUGAAUGGAAGUUGCCUGCUUUAUAUUAUAAAAAGAAUAAAACCAUUUCAAGUGCAUUACAAAACAUUUCAACUUGGAGAAAUAACAUCAUUUUCUGGUUUUUUUAAUGUUGCUGAAUAUGAUGCUUCCUUCUUCAACAUAGAUUAUAAUCCUAAAAUCUUAUGGGUGUUUGGAGAUGCUCAACAGAUGGUUUCUUCUGAUAUAGCAGUUAAACAUAAAUAUAAUAGAACUGGAGUUUUUUUUGCAUAUGUCAACGUUUCCAAUAUUUUGUCAUCAUACACAAGCUAUGUAAAGGUUUAUGUGCUAUCUGAACCAUGUGAUUUAGAAAUCUAUUUCCCUUUAGAUUGGGAUACUUUGAAGGAUAUUCAACUUUAUGAAAAUAUUGUAUUUAAUCCUAGAGUUGAAGUUAAUUGUCUAAAAGCUACGAAUAUCAGUUUCAUGUGGGAGUUUGAAAAAGAUCACUUAAAAGAAUAUUCAAAGGUUUUUAAAUUUUUUGAGCCAACAUUAAACAUUCCUGCAAGUGCAAUAGGUGUUGGAACAUGGAAGUUUCAUUUUACGGUUUAUUUGGAUACUCAAAAUGUUUUUAGAAAUUAUACAAACACUCUGCGUAUUAAUAGAGGAGGAUUAAAAGCAGUCAUUAGGAAUAAUGGCGUUCGUUUCAUCAAUUUUAAUCUAAAAAGUUCUAUUCUGUUAAUUAGUGAUUCAUUUGAUCAAGACAAACCAGAUGAGAAAACUUAUUUAAGGUACUCCUGGCAGUGUUAUACUGAAAAGUAUACAAAUUGUUUCAAGUCAGGUUUUCCAUCUCAGAGUUUAAAUGGAAGUUGGUUGAUCUUCUUUCCCUACGAGUUAGUUGAAUCUUCAAAAAGAUUUUUAUUUAUUUUGACUGUUGAAAAAGAUGGCAUACCACCUGAUGAAGAUACCAUUUUAUUUAAAGUGGAUACUCGAGUUAAAUUGCAAACUGCCAUUAUGUGCGAUACAUGUAAAGAAAAUGGAUAUUCUUCAUUUGCUAAGAUGAAGUUUCAUGUUGUCUGUGCAGAAUGCAAGGGAAAAGAAGUAACAUACUUUUGGAGUGUAAAAUUUAGAUAUGAAAAUUCACCUCUGCUUACAAAUUUUCAUAAAUGUAUGCCAACUUCCUGGCCUGCAGCCUUGUUAAAAAAUUAUGAUGGAUUGUUUGCACCUGCUAACUUGUUUCCUCUUGCUGUUAAAACUGCUUUAUCAAAUCAAAUUAUAGAUUCACGCUGUAUUAAUUAUAUGCCAGUCUAUAGUUCUGAUCAGAGCUGUUCUCAAAUAAACUUUGUCAAUGAAGCUUGUUUAAAAUCAAAUCAAACAGUUAGAUCCAAUUUCUUAUAUUCUAUGAAAAAAAUGUAUAAAGCAACAGAUUCUACUACUUUUAAUAAAGAAAGUUUAAUUCCCAACACAAUUUCUUGGACUAAAGAUAGUAUACUUAAAACAACUAUUACUGACCAAAAAAAAGAAUAUAAUCAAAAUAAAUAUUUAGAACUAAAAGCUGAUAAAGAUCUUUCCCAAUACUUUACUGACAGAUCAAAUUAUUAUAGCCGUGCAAUAAAUAAAGGUGAUUAUAUAUAUGAUAGCAAUAAAGAAAAUUUCUUGAUACAGGCAAACUCUUUAAUUCCUGGACAACCAUAUGAAAUAUCUGUAAAUAUUUUUAAUGGAACAAAGCAAGAUCCAGUUAUUGCCUCUUCUAUUAUGUAUUUUAAAACUGAGGAGCCUCCUAUUAAAGGUUCUUGUUUUUUGAUUCGAAACGAAACAGGAACUGAGUUUAAAACUGUGUAUUCCAUUAAAUGUGAAAAUUGGAAAAGUAAUCAUACAUUGUUGUACACAGUCACAUCUGAAAACAAUGAAGUUAUUGUUCACUCUUAUGUAUUUACAUUUGAUUUUAUUCUCUCUGUUGAUUUUACUUUAAAUGGAAAAAAAGCAAAUUUAAUUGUUACAAUUGAAGAUGAGGAUGGAAGAUGGAUUUCAUUGUGUCCUCUUUCUGUGACAGUUUUCAAGAACAGCAAUGUUAGUUAUUAUAAUAUUUUCUCAAUGUUAAACGAAAUAGAAAGUAAAAAAUUGGUAACUGAUGCCAACUUGGAUUUACAGAAAAUUACUGUUCUCCUUCAUAAAUUUAAUAGAAUUUUUGCAAAUCAUUCAAAUAUUGAGGAGUCAUAUAGAAUUAAAGAAAAAGUUUGCAAGUUGCUUCCUAAAUAUAUAUACCAAACUCCUGUAAGAAUGGCAAUACGUGCUUUUAGUUUGAUUCUUGAAAAUCCUGCAGAGUUAUCAGCAAAUUGUACAUAUUGGAUGCUUCAAUCACUAAAUGAGAUGAUUCGCUUUAGACAAUCAAAACAAUUAUUUCGAAGAGGAAAGUAUCAGACAUUUAUUAAUGAUUCAAACAAUAUUGUUUCCAAACUACUGUAUAUUUCUAAAUGCAAAUCUAUUGAUGAGUUUAAGUUAAUCUAUCAAUAUCAAAGAAUAUUUAUGAAGUUUGUGAUGCAGGAGUAUUUUUUGAAUGAAACAAUAACAGUUCAGUCUGAUACAGCACUAAGUGUGUUUGGCCAUAAAGGUUUUCGAAAAAAUUGGAUCGUUCAACCUGACUUGAUGAUUGAUAUUAAAAAUAUUGGUUAUAUGUAUUUGACAAUUACAUUGUUUAACAAAAGUUUUUGUUGGCUUGAUCAGAGUUCUGUUUACAUGGUAGAUGUUAACAUAUUAAAUGAUGACAGUCAUCAUUCAACAAUGCUAUCAAAACAACAAAACAGCUCAGAACAUUUUUUUGAUUUAUCAUUUAAUAUAACCCAUGUGGAAACCACCUCUUAUACUUUGGAAUGGGGAAAAAUUAAUUUUCAUGAGUUUAUAUUAAGUGAUGAGGAUGUUGAGAAAUUUCAUUUUAUCUUUGAAAUAAAGGAACAAAGUGUUGACUACCACAAUUUUUAUAUUCGAUUUGUAGUAAGAUACAAUUCAAAUAAAAAGAAUUUAACUUGGAUAUUUCAAGAAGAGUUAAGAAAUCACAAAUUUAUAUCUAGCUUUUCACCAAAAGAUAUUGAAUUUGCCUCAUCCUUCAAUGCCACAUUUGAAAUUGUGCCAACAAAUCAACGAAUUAUUCAAAAAUACAAAGUUUUUAGCUUUAAAGAAAAUCCAUGGAUAAGUUACAUGAUAUCUAUGAAGAGUUCAUUUUGCAAGCAUUGGGAUCCUUUUAAAAAUUUUGUUCAAUCGAAACAGUGUUAUUUAGCAGAUACAUUGAUUUCUUCAGAACUUGUGUGUCGGUGUAAAGGAAAUGGCUUGGUGACAGGAUAUGUGAAAACACUUGACCAACAACAUUUCAUUAUGAUACCAGUACACAGAUUCAAGAAAAGCUUUGUAGUAAUUGCAGGGAUUGUUUUGUUGUUAGCACUGUUUUUUAUCAUGAUGGCUUACUCAUGUUAUGUUUAUAGAAAUUUUCCAUCUUAUAAUGUUGUCAUAGAUUUACCAGAUAAUCUUUCUUGUGAUAAGUAUAUAUACUACAUGGCAAUUGAAACAGGUCAUUCAUAUGGUUCUGGAACUUCUUCAAGAAUAUGUGCUGUAUUAUAUGGAGAAAAUGGUUGUUCACAAAAGUUUGAAAUUACUUGUAGUGACAAAAGAUUUAUGUUUCAGAGAUCAUCUACUGAUAUUUUGCUAUUGAGGUGCCCAAUUGAUUUGGGGCAAUUAACACACCUUUUGCUAUGGCAUAACAAUCAAGGUAGCUCUCCAGACUGGUAUCUUAAACAAGUUAUUAUUAAGUCACCUUGUGGUUAUUAUUAUUUUGCUUUAAAUAAUUGGCUUUCACUGUCACGUGGCUUACACAAGAUACACUGUAAUUUAAUUGCUACUUCUGAACCAUGUACAUCAAGAUUUCAGUUGUUUCUUGAGAGUUAUAUCGAUUACAACAUUUGGUUGUCUAUACUGCUUGGCCCAGUGGUUUCUCAGUUUUCAAUGAGCAAGCGUUUAGGUUAUUUACUUUCAAAGAUUUUGUUUUUUACUUCCGGAUCUAUUGUUUUAUUUAAAGAAGAAAUUAACAAAAAUAAAGGCAUUCUUGGUUUAUUCCAUAUUUUAUCAAUUACUCAUUUAAUGACUCCAGCUUUACUGGUCGUUAUGUAUAUACCAAUAUCAAUGGUUUUGACUUACUUUAUAAGAUUUAGUUUAAAGAACCCCCCAAAAAAGAGGAGAUUUGGGCGAUUCAAUAAAGUUGAAGACAUUCCAAACCAAAGUUUUGAAUUAACUGAAAUAAAGAAAGUCUAUCCAGAUUUUUUAUCAGACGAUCAGUUAAGCUGUCGUUCUUCUUUUUCUAAGUCGGAACAAAGCAAAAAACUUUAUUCAUGGAGCCCAAGUUUACGACUUUAUUUACAUUACAUUUCUUUGUGUAUUUUGGCUUUGGUUGUUACUUUGUGCUUAGGAAUCAUAGUGUGGAAGUCUUUAAUGGUAGAAAAUAACGGUCUUGAACUGUCAUGGAUGCAGUUUACUAUACUCUCAGUGUUGUGGGAUCUUCUAGUGAUCACUCCUGUUCUAAGUUCGAUAAAAUCUCUUGUUGUAUCAUCAUCAAAUUUAAAGAACUACUAUGAAGAACUAUUUAACUCCAGCCAUUAUUCAGAAAAUACAAAAAACUUUCAACCCUUUGAUUUGCUAUCUGUAAGGCAUCGUGCACGUUUUUUACGAUACGCUGCACCUGAAAAAUCAAAUAAGAUGAAGCUUUUAACUUUCAAAAGAGUCAAAGAAAAAGUUAUGAAAAGUUAUCUGAGGAAGGUUACUGAAUCCAUCGUUCUUUUAUUUGUGGUUACUGCUAUAGCUACUUCCAAUGAUGUCAAACAAUCCUAUAAUGCCAAUCAAAACAUUCGAAAUAUUUUAAACAAUUGGAACAUCUCUACUGUUAAUGAUUUGUGGAAUUGGUCACUUAAGUGUUUAUUGCCUGUUCUAAAUAAUGUUGAAAGUCUCCAAGACAAUAAGUGUUUGAUGCUCGCAUCCCUUAUUGGAGUAGCUAAGUUUUCUAACAAAAAUUCUUCAUAUACUGGUCAAAGGCAUCAAAUAUUAUCAAUGCUAAACAGUUUACAGAGCAAUGGAUUCUUUAAUUCGUCUACCUUUAUAUCAAUCAGUUUUAAUUUGCAAAGUAACUUAUCAGACUGUUUUGUAUUUAGCAUGGUUGAAAUUCAGUUCAUAAAGCUUCCAAAUAAAAAUUUUUUACGCAAGUUAAAUGUGGAAAGUUUUACUUUUAAAUCAGCGUUAGAAUCAUCAUUAAUUCAUUUUGUUGCACUGAUUCUGUUGAGUUUAUUAACAUUUUGGUUUUUUGUAAAACUGUAUUUAAAGUUUAUUCAAAAAGGAGCUGUUGCUUUUUUUGAUGCUUUCAAUAUUUUUAAACUUUGCUUGACAUUUUGUGGCUCAUUUGUAUGUGGAGUUAACCUAGUAAAAUGGGUGUUAGUGUAUGCUUUAAAUGUCAUGUUAGACAUGGCUGACUAUUCAUCUGAUUUUCUAGAUCUGACAUUAUAUUCGAAUUUUAAAAAGAUCGAAUACAUUUCCAAAGGCUUGUUGUUGUGCCUUGCAAGUUUUUAUUUUAUUUUCUCCAUUGGUAUACCAAGGAAGUUGUUAGGACUAUUUAGUAUACUAAAGAGCAGUCUGAAGAAGGUUGUGUCAUAUUUUAUAUUUUUUGCAGUCUGUGUUGCCAUGUUUUCACAUGUCCUUUUUAUAAUUUACCAAACACGAAUGCUUUAUACUAUGAAUUUUGCAUUUGUAUUACAAGUUAAUAAAAGAAACCAUAACAAACUUCACAACAACAAGCUUAGCUACAAAAUGUUUCACCUCAAUGAGCUUCAUUAUGCUUGUAUUGGUACUUUAUUUGGUGUUAUCACUUUGCUCUUUUUAAAAAUGAGUUGCAUUAUCUUUAUUGGUAAAAUAAAGAAUAAAAAACUUGAGCAAAUGCCAAACAAGUUUUCUUCUCUAUACUUAUUACACGACAGUUGGAUCUAUUACAAUAAACAAUUGCAAAAUUUAUUCAAUUGGACAUGCUUUAAAGAUAGAUUUCAAAAAUUAUUUAUCAAAAAAGUAGAUGAUAAUAAUGAUUGGACAGUGUACGCACCUCAGGAAUGUAUCUAUCAAGAGAUAAACUAUCAGCUUGAAGAAAUCAUUUAUCGAGUUGGUCUUUUUACUGAAAGCGAAGUCGAACUUUCCCAAGAAACAGUUGAAAGUUCAAUAGAAUCCGAACACGUUUUUGAACAUAAGUGUAUCUAUAAGUCAUUUACAAAAGAGGUUGUAUCAGAAAAAUAUUCAAUUGAUACUCAAAAUAAUGGCGCUUACUGCAAUCCGAUGUUUGACGAUUGUUAUGAAGUUUCUCAGUUCCAGAAAGAAAUCUCAAACGAUGGUUUAAUGAAUUUAAGAGAAUCUUCAAAUUUUCGUGAAGCUGUUGAGAAUUUUAAUAGCUUAUUUAAACGUUUUCUUUUGGACAGCGAAGUAAAAAAUGAUAGUAAAGUUGAACAAACUUGUGUUACAGAUAAAAGUAACACGAGAGAAAAGUUUAAUCGUUUUUUGAUUAAAGAUGCUAAAAAAUUUGAUAUGUAUUGUCAAGUCGAUGGGUUAACAGAUUCGUUAACUGGUUUAAAAAAAGUUGUGCGAGAAAUGGCAUAUCCAAAAGCAGACUGUACUUUUAUUGAAGAAGAUCACACAAACGCUACAAUGAAGUCCGAAACUUAUUUAAGUAAAUUUAUGUGGUCUACUGAAGGCGACCUUGAAAGCCAAAAGUUAAGGAGAAACAUGAUGCAAACACAAAACCCUGCUAAUAAUGGAAAAAAAGAAGAACCAAAUUUUAAUCGUUUUUUGUUACAUUCAAUGCAAAGCGAUACCAACAAUCAAAUGACUUUAGAUGAUAUUCGCUUUGCUUUAAAUUGCUUUAGCAAUACGAUGAAAACAUUAUCUAAAGAGGAAUCCUUAUUAAGGUUAAAAGAUUUAGAAGAAGAUAUUAUUCAAACAAACGUUGAAAAAAGACCACAAGAAUAUUUGGAUGAGUGGAUGUCUUUGUCUAGUUUGUUGUUAAGUAAAAAAAGACACUGUGGAAAUUUAGACAGUGGUUUAGGAUCAGUAUAGUUUAUUUAUUCUUAUAAUAUAUAAUCAGAAUUAUAA